AUGAAGGGCACAAUCGCAAUCGAAGAGGCGAUUAUAGAUCCAGCCGGUGUUGAAGCCCAUACCUUCGCUCAAUUCCAAAGUUUGAUGCGACCGGGAGUAGAUCAGGAGUCCGGCCUGUCAGCGCAUGAGCGUCGUCUUCUCGAUAUCCACGAUGGGCGUCUCAAGAGUAUGGAUGAGCAUGGAGUGGAGUACAUGCUGCUAUCUCUGACUUCGCCGGGAUGUCAGGGCGAGCCAGAUCCGCACAAGGCCAAAAAGAUGGCGGAAGUCGCAAACGAUUACCUGGCCGGAGAAGUGAAGAAGAAUCCAAAGAGAUUUGGUGCAUUGGCAGCGAUAUCAAUGCAUAAUGCACAAGAUGCAGCGGAUGAGUUGAGGAGAGCGGUGAAAGACUUGGGAAUGUUUGGGGGUCUUGUGAACGACUUUCAGUCAAAAGGCUCUGAAGGCGAGGAAAAGGUGUAUUUCGACACACCUGAGUAUGAUCUGUUUUGGAAAACUGUUCAGGACCUAGAUGUCCCGAUUUAUUUCCAUCCACGAUAUGCCAUCCAGCAGGACCUUCAGCCAGGAACAAGAUAUGGAGACCGGAAGCAUUUGCUGGGCGCCGGAGUGCAAUUCCACCUUGACUUAAGUUGGCACCUAUACGCCGUGUUAUCUUCGGGAUUCCUCGACAAAUACCCAAAAGUGCAAAUUAUAGCGGGCCAUCUGGGAGAAGGCAUACCAUUCAAUUUGUGGAGAGCAAGCCACUGGAUCAACCAUCCAUUCAAAAGAGGAACAAGGCCGAUGAAACAAGAUUACAGUUACUAUUUCAAGAAUAAUGUGUCGAUCACCACGUCGGGCAACUAUAAUACCCGGGGUUUGAAGUACUGCAUUGAAGAGAUUGGGUUGGACAGGUGUUUGUAUGCCAUCGUAGAUACGCCGUAUGAGACUGUAGAGGAAGCCCAGAAUUGGUGGAAACUGGUGGAACUGCCCAAGGAGCAGAAGGAUGCGGUUGCAAGGAGAAACGCAAUCAGGCUCUUCAAGCUACCUCUUGAGGAGUAG
This is a messenger RNA of Lindgomyces ingoldianus, 1032 nucleotides long. RefSeq names its product amidohydrolase-like protein 2. The record is from RefSeq and is a predicted model, not a curated record. Gene Ontology annotation, molecular function: hydrolase activity; carboxy-lyase activity. Gene Ontology annotation, cellular component: cytoplasm; cytosol. The transcript has 3 exons. Gene Ontology annotation, biological process: secondary metabolic process. Lineage: Eukaryota; Fungi; Ascomycota; Dothideomycetes; Pleosporales; Lindgomycetaceae. Bases 1 to 1032 code for a protein of 343 amino acids.